UGUGUGCGCCGCGGGUGCUGGGGGCUCGAGAACCGAGCGGAGCUGGUUGAGCCUUCAAAGUCCUAAAACGCGCGGCCGUGGGUUCGGGGUUUAUUGAUUGAAUUCCGCUGGCGCAGGAUCCUCUGCAGAAAGAGAGAGCGCGAGAGAUGGAGAUGGACAAACGGAUUUAUUUAGAGCUGCGGAACAGGACGCCCUCUGAUGUGAAAGAGCUGGUCCUGGAUAACUGUAAGUCAAUUGAAGGCAAAAUCAAAGGCCUCACGGAUGAGUUUGAAGAACUGGAAUUCCUAAGUACAAUCAACGUAGGUCUCACCUCCAUUUCCAACUUACCCAAGUUAAACAAACUCAAGAAGCUUGAAUUAAGUGAAAACAGAAUCUCAGGGGACCUGGAAGUAUUGGCAGAGAAAUGUCCGAACCUUAAGCAUCUAAAUUUAAGUGGCAACAAAAUAAAAGAUCUCAGCACAAUCGAGCCGCUGAAGAAGUUAGAGAAUCUCAAGAGCCUAGACCUGUUUAACUGUGAGGUGACCAACCUGAACGCCUACCGAGAAAACGUGUUCAAGCUCCUGCCCCAGGUCAUGUACCUUGAUGGCUAUGACAGGGACAACAAGGAGGCCCCUGAUUCUGAUGUUGAGGGCUAUGUGGAGGAUGACGACGAGGAAGAUGAGGAUGAGGAGGAGUAUGAUGAAUAUGCCCAGCUAGUGGAAGAUGAAGAGGAAGAAGAUGAGGAGGAAGAAGGGGAGGAAGAGGAUGUGAGUGGCGAGGAGGAGGAGGAUGAAGAAGGUUAUAAUGACGGAGAAGUGGAUGAUGAGGAAGACGAAGAAGAAGCUGGUGAAGAAGAAGGGAGUCAGAAGCGAAAACGAGAACCGGAUGAUGAGGGUGAAGAGGAUGACUAAGGGGAAUGAACCUGUUUGGGGAAAUUCCUGUUGUGAUUUGACUGUUUUUACCCAUCUCCCCUCCCCCUCCUAUUCCUGCCCCCCGAAACUUAUUUUUUUCUGAUUGUAGCGUUGCUGUGGGAAUGAGAGGGGAAAAGUGUACUGGGGGUUGCCGGGGGUGGGGGUGGGAGGGGAGGAAUAAAAUACUAUUUUUACUGCCAUACUUAAUCCCCCCCCCUCCUUUUUCCUUGUGUCUGGUUUUGUCCCCAUAAAAUGCAAUAGCUUAGUACACACCAAGCAAGUGUUUGUUCUUACUCUCUGGAGAGGAUGGCGUGGAGGUCUUCAACAUUUUCUGGUAUAUCCCACAUCCCCAGAGCUGAUCAGGAGGCUGUGGCUGGCCUCUACCAGGUGACUUAUAGCCCAAGAGCCACUGAAUCCCAGCCCCUGUCUUCACUAACUCCUGUUCUGGUUCAGUAUGUGCGGUCUCUGCCAGAGGCACCCAGCACCCUGGUUUGUAAAUAGCAACUGAAAGGCGUAUUUUGGCACUGGUUUGGGGACAGUCCCCAUCUCUCAUCCCUUUUCCCCCUCCACAGAUGGCAGUGGGCUUUGCUUUUUGCAGAGAGAACUCUUGUUACUCUGGGGCUAUGAUCCCGAGAGCCAAAAAGCGGAAAGCAAAAAACAAAACAACAAACAACAAAAAGCAAAAGGCAGGCUUAGGAGGUACAUGUAAAAUGGGGAAGAGGUGAACCUUUAUGUUUUAACUUCUUUUUUAAAAAAACAAAAACAAAACAAACCUGUUCUAUCUGCUUCUGUACAAUAGUGGAGCAAUUUGUUUUGCAGAAAUGACAGGAGAACUCUUGUCUGGGCGCUCCAGCUGAGAGUCUUUUUACAGAUCUAAGUUCUGGAGGCUUCUUUGCAUGUCCUCUGGGUUUUUAUUGUUUGUUUUCCUUCUCCAUCCUUCUACAUCAGAGCACGGAAAAGGAAUGCAAAGUCAUAUUUUCUUACCUGGUGGGACUCUGAAGUGGCCACAGGUUUCUCCUAGUGAACGCUGUGUGCUUUCAGCAUCCCUCUUCCAGAUUAGAAGUGACUGUUUCCUGCCCUGCGUCUCAUUUGUACAGAACAACUGAAACUCAUUUUUCUCCCGCCCUUGAGAAAGAGCCAAACUUUGAGUUUUAUGUCUGUUUGUCAUUGAUAAAUUUCAAUAAAUCUUUUUUAUACAAUU
Molecule: messenger RNA, 2091 nt
Organism: Grammomys surdaster
Lineage: Eukaryota; Metazoa; Chordata; Mammalia; Rodentia; Muridae
Gene: Anp32a
Product: acidic nuclear phosphoprotein 32 family member A
Exons: 6
Coding region: 147-890 (247 amino acids)
Biological process (GO): regulation of apoptotic process; nucleocytoplasmic transport
Cellular component (GO): perinuclear region of cytoplasm; nucleus
Molecular function (GO): histone binding
Source: RefSeq, a predicted model, not a curated record